Messenger RNA from Leishmania mexicana MHOM/GT/2001/U1103, 2184 nucleotides. RefSeq lists its product as hypothetical. Bases 1 to 2184 code for a protein of 727 amino acids. The transcript has a single exon. The record is from RefSeq and is a predicted model, not a curated record. Gene Ontology annotation, molecular function: protein binding. NCBI's taxonomy places the organism in Eukaryota, Euglenozoa, Kinetoplastea, Trypanosomatida, Trypanosomatidae.
AUGGAACUCGACAAUCUCAAGGAAGAUGUCCUCAUGGGGGACACGAACGAGGUCACGGUACCGGCAGCGAUCGUAGCCUCGGCCCCGGUGCUCGAUAUUGGCUUCCAUCCAAGGCUGCCAAUCAUGGCGACUGGCCUCGUCACCGGUGAGGUGGAAAUCUACAAGCGUAAAAGCGUCGAUGAAAUGGUGAAGAUACCCUUGCAAAACGAUUUCUCAUCAUGGAUCUUCUCCGGGCAGUACCGCGAGGACGAAGUGGUGAUGAACUACCACCACCAAAAUAUGCUGAUGCACCCCUCCGGCAGCGUCUCGUCGAUGGAGUUCACCGACGAUGGCAACUACCUCGUUAGCGCCAGUGGUGACCGCACGAUAUCAGUGAUGGAUUGUGUCUCACUCCGCCUUGUCAUCCACAUUCCGUCUGAGGAGGUGCGGGUCCGCACGGCGGGCAAGAAGAAGCUGAACUCCAUGAGCAAAAAGAACGAUCCGAGUGCGAAGAGCGGAAAGGCGACAGGGAAGAAAGCAGCGGCCACGGGGCGCAGUAGCAGUAUUGGCUCAAUGGUGCCGGUGAAUCCGCACAAAUACGGCAUCUCCUCUCUCAACGUCUGCGACGAAAAUCUGAUAGCAACAGGAGACGACGACGGGCUUAUUGCGGUGUGGGACAUGCGCGAGCGAAGGCCUGUCCAUGUGUACCACGAGCACGGCGACUACGUGUCGCAGCUGUGCUACUUCACAGACGCCCAAGAACUCGUUUCCAGCAGCGGCGACACCUGUCUCGGUGCCUACGACAUGCGCGCCGGGAAAGUUCGUGACUUUAGUGUGCGCCGAAAAGACGAGCUAAACUGCUUUGCCUUCAUCAACAGCAGUGGCGUCAGCAACGCGACUUUCAUCCCAAGUAUUGUGUGCGGUACACCUCAUGGCGGGCUGCCGCUAUGGAAGUAUGGCUCGUGGGCUCGUCCGUACGACGUGAUGGACCGCCACCCUGCAGAGUGCGAGGCCAUCAUAUCUUUUCACGGUGAGAACACCUCCUUCAACCACAACCUCAUCCUGACCGGCGCGUGUGAUGGACUGGUGCGGGUGCUGCAGAUGUACCCGGUGCGGCGCAAUCUCUGCCAGCUGAGCGCACGCGACUACACCUACUCUCACGCGAGCGUUCUCGGGAUCCAGAGCAGUAGCGGUGGGCACCAGCAACAAGGCAACUACGUGGUGCGUCGCGCGCGUGGGCAGGAGGCGAUCAGCCGAAUGCGCGUGUCACACGACGCGAACCUGCUCGCCGUCAGCGGCUCGGACAACAUUAUUGACUUUGUCGAUAUCGCUUUCAUGAACGACGAGGCAGAACUCGAUCAACUCCGCGGUCGCGCAGAGCAGCGCCAUCUGCGCACCCUGCGCGAUCUCGACCGCGAGUUGGAAGAAGAAGAGAAGCGCGAACGCCGUCUCGUGGAAGGCUCUGGAGCCGACAGUGAGAACGAGAAAAACGACUUUGACGAAGCGAGCAGCGACUCGUCCAGCAGCGGCGCUUCAUCUCAGUCAAUCGAGGAUAGCGACACCGAUGUCGAGACGGAGGUCGACGUGCAGGCGAAGCUGGCUUGGCGCGAGGCUCUGCAACAGAAGUUUGCAAAGAUCGGCAUUGCGCAAAAGAAGCGCACCCAUUCCGACAGCAGCAGCGACGAUGAUGACGACGAUGGCGCUCCAGCAGCGAAUAAGAAGACCUCAGAGAAAGCGCUGCAGAGGUCUGACGUUAGAGGGCCGAAAACAGCGAAGUCCAGGGAUCGUGUCGUCGCAUCCGUACGGUCGCCCUCUUCAGACACCGCUGCACCUCUGCCAAAAAAGGUCUCCAGACACGUGGACAGUGGUAUGGCAGGCACCGGCACGGCAUGCACUCAGAAGGCGCUCAAAAAGAAGAGGCAGGCCCUCGUCGAGACUUCCGCGUCGUCGGCAACUAUGGAAGCCCCUGACACCGCCAACGUGAACCCUACCUCCGUGGCGGCGUCUUCUGUUGAAGCGGUGGCGUCGAUGGACUCGAUGGAGGUGUACCGGACGGAGCGGCAAAAGAAGCGCGAACGCGCCGCGGCGGCCCGCUGGCUGAAGGAGGAGCGCCGGAAGAAGAUCAACUUUACAUAUGAGAAGCGCCGCAGACGCGUGGGUGGCUUUUUCGGCGACAUGGCGAGCAGAGACGACGACAGCGAUUAA